Molecule: messenger RNA, 419 nt
Organism: Sapajus apella (tufted capuchin)
Lineage: Eukaryota; Metazoa; Chordata; Mammalia; Primates; Cebidae
Gene: PFKP
Product: phosphofructokinase, platelet
Exons: 2
Coding region: 123-404 (93 amino acids)
Biological process (GO): canonical glycolysis; fructose 6-phosphate metabolic process; fructose 1,6-bisphosphate metabolic process
Cellular component (GO): membrane; 6-phosphofructokinase complex
Molecular function (GO): 6-phosphofructokinase activity; fructose-6-phosphate binding; monosaccharide binding
Source: RefSeq, a predicted model, not a curated record
CAUUGGCGCUGGGGCCAGGCGGGGGCGCGGGCGGGGCGACGGUUCCCAGUCGGGCGCGCGCGGGCAGGGUCCUCAUUGCCUGCUGCGCACCCGGGCGAGCAGCUCCUCUCGGCCUCCUCGCCAUGGACGCGGACCACUCCCAGGGCCCCAAGGGCUCCUUGCGGAAGCUCCUGGAGCACCUCUCCGGAGCCGGCAAGGCUAUCGGCGUGCUGACCAGCGGCGGGGAUGCCCAAGGUAUGAACGCUGCUGUGCGCGCCGUGGUGCGCAUGGGUAUCUACGUGGGGGCCAAGGUGUACUUCAUCUACGAGGUCAGUGCCUGCCCCACACUCCCUGUUGCUCUUCCUUCCACCUGCCCAGAGCCCUGCAGUCACUGGCGUGUGCUCACCCCUGCCUCCUGCUGCUGAGCAAGCCAGGUCCUG